AUGGCGGCCAUCUCGUCGGGUGUGAGAUUCUCUUCCGUCCCUUGCCUCCCAUCGCCCGACCCAGCUCAGGGCAGUGGGGCUAGAAUUCCGUCUCCGGGCUGCGUCUCGUUCCGGCUUUGCGCCGGACUCUGGGAGAUCCCGUCCCUUAAAGGCGGUUUCCUGCGAAAUGCGGAGCAGGAGACUCUCGGACCGUUGAGGAUGGGGGGGAGGGGCUUGCUUCCGGUUUUCUGCUCGGCCAGAUCAUCCGACUCGUCUUCGCCGUUGUCAUCGUCCUGGUGGAGACAGGUUCAGCAAAAGGUGGUCUCCCCUGAGAAGAUCUUGAGGAUCAUCUCCGGCGCCACCUCGAGCCCAAUCUGUCAGUUCAUCGAGUCCCCGGCCACCGUUCUACAUUCCGUCAACCCCCGAAUCAAAUUGGUACCUCUGCUGUCUCUUUACAUUUUCCUUUUAUCUACAAACUUGUGCGAAUAGAUUGUAGUCAGGUCGCUUGUUGCUAGGAGUUUCUUGGAACCUCGCCGUUAUUUUGUCUCACCUAUCCUCUGAUUUUCAAAAAAGGAUACUCGAAUACUUUGCCAUUGAAACAAGCUAGAUAUAUACUUAGGUUCGGUUUCGUACCGCUUCACUAUUUUCCAUUUUUGGUCAUGCUAAAUUAUUUAAUUAAUUGGAUAGUUUCUUGUAAACGAAAACUUUCUAAACUUCUUUUUAUGAUUUCCUGAUUAUAUCCCGAAAAUUCUCAUCACUGUCAUCGAAAAAUUACCUGGGCAGUGGCUUAUUUUCUUGUGAAGUCAAGCAUCUUUAAUAUCUGUUCAGGUUGUGUAUUCGAGAAUGUCCGCCCUAGAUUACUAUUGGGGUGCCUUGCAAGUCUGGGUAAAGCCUUCAUGGUGGGAGUGAAGGGAUAUACAAAUUUAGGCAUGUUGGUCGCUGAGAUAGCGUAUGAUCAUGUGAACUGUCAGGAUAGGAACAGUUUCCCAACACUUUGUAGCAAUCUGCUGGAUGAUUCCGAAGGGAUGCUGAUACGUGAAAUGUGAAAGUUUCUGAUGUAGAUUUGUGAUUUUCACCAGCCUAUGCCAAUGAGUUUUCUAAAAAAGACGAAAUGGAGAUUAUUGAUAACGAAUUUUUGGCCUGCUAUUUGUUUUAUAUUAAUUGUUUGCUAUUUUCAGGUAUGGCUACUGGCUCUUGUUAUCUUACCAGCAAGGUCACCAGUUUUCAUGCGCUAUGGUAUUGUUGUGUAUCUCGCUCUGUUGUCAAUUUGGGUUCUUCCAGAGCGUGUGUGGAUGGUAUGAAAACUUCUGUGAUGACUCUCUAAUCAUUUACUUUAGUUACAUCUGAGUAGAACCUUGGAUGCAAUGUUUCCAUAUGCGUCAAUAUUAUCGUUUUGAUUCGUCUGAUUGACAUUUGUGAAAACUGGUUGCUUUUGUCUUCUUUAAUUCUGAGAGGUGGUCAUGCAGCAACAGAAAAAUUAUAACUAUGUGUAGAAUUUACCUAGAUCUGAAUGUGAUUGAACAUAAGGAAAUUAAUGAGAAAGCAGUAUCUAGAUACCUCAAUUUUUAAGUAAGUGCAUUUCGCUUCCAUAAUUAAAAAAGAAAAAUUGAUAUCUGGAGGGACUGGAAAGGUCGCACAAUUAAGGAUGUUAUAACAUUACCAUGGACUUAGAUGCGUUUUUGUGCCGUUGGAAGGGUUAUUAAAUUACCCAACAUUCCUCAUAAUUUUAAUUUGGCAUUUCAGGUGAAUAAUGUGGAUUUUAAGACAAACUAUCAUAGUUAUGAGAAAAGUCCAUCCAAAUAAAAUGUAUGAAUUUUCUUGUCAUCACCAAUGAAAAAAUAGUGGGAUUUCUCGAAUGGAAGAACAAUGGGGGCGCAUAAUCAGAAAAACAUGUAUUAAACUGAGGGGACUAAGAGAAGUCUGUGUAAUGUCAAGUUGACUUAGGAAACCUGUGGUGACAUUCAUCCUGUGCAGGUAUGCGUAGUUGGUUGGGUUAGGGAAACCCUGGUCUCCCUUUCAUUGGAUGUAAGGUUUCUGCUCAGAGGAGGUAAUGCUGAAGUCUUGUAACAGUGGGACUUGUGAAUUCCCCUGCAUCUUCCUCUCAUAAAUUUAUGCACAUGGGAAGAAAAAAGGAUACUAGAGCGUAUGAACAUUGAAAGAGGAAGGGGCACUACAUGACAAGUCGGCCUUUUAGAACUGCAGACUUUCAAAAAACUUGAAGAGCUUAAUUCAUUUGAUUCAUUUAUCUUGACUAUCUUCAAUGAUCUUCAAAAAUGGUAUUUCUUUGUUUUUCUUUUAUAAACUACAAUUUUCACAUACGCCAUUUGCAAUAUAAUCUAUUUCUAUUCUCAACAUCCAAAAGCUCAUGCAAAGGCUGUACGAUGACUUGACCUCUGUCUUGAAAAUUGCUACCAUUUGCAGUUAAUUCAAUAUCUAAACCAUCAGAUGUCCUUGAAAAGUGUAACUGUCCCUUACUGUUGUCUCAGUAAAGUUUCUAAUGCUGUGAGCACCAUUGGGUUACCUCACUUCAAGUUCUGAAACUUAAAUACAACUUCUGAGCUCUUUAACAAUAUUUCUCCCAUUCAUUUUUUCUUCCUCACAUUUACAAGGAGGUGGAAUUAUCCAAGUGCAAGUGAUUUGCAAAUCAAUUUCCUCAUCAGUAUUAUCCUCAUCAAUAUGAGUAAAUAUGCUGCUCAUCGAGCAUUUUAGUUAUGCUCUUGUGCAUGACAAGCGACCCACUGGCAAUCCUCUGUGUUUGCUUCCUUUUAUCAGUUUUCUUGAAUGACUUUUCUUUUUCACUAGAAAGGCCCCGGUGUUAGGGGAGAUAUACAUGCAUAUAUAUGUACAGAUAUGGUUCAUAGAACUCAGGGUGGACUAUCUGGUUUAUAUGGUCAACAGCCCAUUUGAAUUCAGAAAGGGAGAAAGUGAAGAGAUAAGUGAAUGAGCAUAGAAAUCCUCAACACUCCCCAUUAUGUGGAACAUGUCUUUUGUACUCUGCUUGCUUAAUGCAGUAUUUAACUGACCUUUAGAUAAUCCUUUUAUUAAACAUCUGCAGCUUGUCCGCCUUUGCCAGUAUAUAGGGGCACAAAAAUUCUUUGGAAUAUAGCUAUUCUUUCAUGAAAUGUUGAGCUCUCUGUAGUCCUGUCAAGUUGAAUUGGACUGUUGGCCAGGUUUGCAGGUGCUAUGUUGUGACAACAUAAAUUUAAUGGAACUUGAAUUUUGAAUCUAGUAUCUUGACGAAGAAUGGUUAACUGUAUCAAUUCUUCAAGCAAUAUGCAAUGGCCUGGCUUCCAGCUACAUGAAAUUUAUUUUAUCUGAAUUUUACGACCUAAAGAAUCCAUUUACUUAUUAAAAAGUUCGAGAUCCAUUGUGUAGAACUUUUAGUUACUAGUGAAUAAUUCCUUUGAAUAAUUUAAUUCUUAAAAGCCAGACUAAGGUAUUGACCGCCCACAAUGGUAUGAUUCUGAUAAGAACCCAGAUCAAAGAACUAUGAAUAUUUUGUAUUAGAUGAAAGAACAAUCUCUAGAGCAGAAAUAUCAAAGAUAAAGCACAAUAAAAGAACCCAGAACAGAUGGUGGGUCGCAUACAACCCUAGAACCCAGAAUAGAUGGAGGGUUGCAUACAACCCUCCAGCCCUUUCUCGUAGAUGGACGAGAUGCUAACUCCGAUUUUCCUCUCCCUUUCCUUCCUGAUCUGUCCCUCUUUAUAUCCUCUCCUUUCCCUCUCUUAUUUAGGCAGUUAGUCUUCUGUCAUAACUGCUCUUGCCAUAACCGCUUUUUGCCCUAGCUGCUCCUUGUCAUAUUGCUCAUUGUCGUAACUGUGCCUUCCCUCAAUAAUGCUAACCGUUAUUGACUUAUUGGGCUUUGGGCCUUCUUCCUUCUAGCAUAUGUGCGUGGAGCCUUAUCAGAUUCCUGAAUGGGUUUGUACACAGGGAAAUAAUAUUUUAUGAAAGUUAAUGUCAUUAGUAAUGGUGCUAAAAUGUGGCAUUAGAUAAUUUGGGAAGCUGUGAUUUUAAGCAGAACUCCAAAAAUGAGGUACCGACUCCAUUAAUGAUAACUCAAGUUACCUUGUCAUCAAAAUUGCCACAAUUUUAUGGACGUACUGUCCAUUGAUGUGACAUAUUCCUUUCAAUUUGAAGAUUGCUGCCUAUGGGGAGUGGGAAUUGAGUAUAUUGUGUUGUGGAGGCUCCACCAUUUGGUGGAGAGUAUAACAUGGAAUUGGCCUUUGUAAGCGGUGCGGAAAAGGAUUUCUUAUUGGUUGAAUAUUUCCUUAACAUCCUUAUUCAUUUCAAUGAAGAAUUUAUAAUGGAAACAGUUCUGUCUCGGCAUGUUAGCUAUCCCUAAAUAGUAGAGAAUCAAUAAGCUAGCCAAAGCAAGGACCCUGUCUCUGAAAGUUCAUAGGGAUUGAUUGGUUGGCCUCUCAUCCUGCAUUCCUCAUUCUUCUUCGUUUGACUAAAUGAGUGUUUUGUCAUGAUCAUAUUCUGCAAUUUGACAGUAGCCCUGGUGACAGGUGUUUAAAAUUUCUCAUUUACUCCAUUGUCAAAUGCUAUUUUUAUUUCCCUUCGAGUUUGCAUUAGGUGUAUAAUGUUUGACUAUGGUAUUAAACAUUUGAAGCAUUUUUUAUCUAUUUUUUAGGAUCAAUUGGGAAGAGUGGCUUUUCUCUCAGGAAUCAUAUUUAUUUCUUUAGCAUUAGGUGCAGACAGUGCACCUUCAGUUUUUCAGUCAAGAACUCCUCCACCAUCUGUAACAGGUCUGCCAAGUGUUCCACCAUCCUUGGAUGGUUAUUCUUAUUUGAUGAUGAAGCUAGGCCCUCUACAGCUAACAAGGAAAGGCUUUUUGGUGGCUAGCACUUCUGCGUGCUUAUCUUUCACGGUUUGUAUUGCUGAGGAAUUUUGUUUUUUUUUUAAUUAGCAUUUACCUUGUCCAAAAAGUUUCUGGAGUAGCUCACUUUCCUGUUAACAACUGGUACUAUAAAUUUUUGAGAGAUGUUUGAUUUACUGGUGUGCUUCACUGAUGUUUGAUUUACUUGAUUGUUUAAUUUAGUAGUCUUCUUCUACAUAUGAUUGAUGUAUCUAUUUGCUAAACUAUUUGGUAAUGUUCUUUUGCAUGAUAGUUGAACGUUGAUGUGAAAUGUGUGUAAUGUGAACUAGAUACCAUUUUCUUUUCUAAAAAUGAGAUGAACUUUAUUCUUUCUGACCAGGAAAAUACAUGGUUUUUCCUGCAACACUUUCUUGUUUUCUUUUUGUUAUUUUAUCAUCAGGAUUCAGUCAACAAUUUCUAAGAAUAUAAUUGUUUAUUUCCAUGUCAGAUAUUUCAAAGUGCAAGUCUUUGUUUAGCGACUACAACCCCUGAACAACUUGCAUCUGGAUUACGAUGGUUUCUGGUUCCUUUUGCUGCUGUUGGAGCUCCUGUUGCAGAAAUAAUUCUUACUCUGCUACUUUCCUUAAGGUUCAUCAAUAUCGUCUUUGACGAAGUAAGUAAUUAACUCUGCACAGGUUAUAUCAUCGAUUAGUCAUUUGGAAAAUGUUUUUAAAUUUUCACUUGAAUUAACUCCCAAUUCUACCCAGAAACACCCUAGCUGAUUGCAAUUUUCCCCCCACUUCAUAGGUUCGUAAUGUUGCAUUAGGGAUCGUUGCACGUAGAAUAAAUUGGAAGAAAUUGACACUGUUGGAAACAUUAGAUGGUAAGUGUUCUUUAUUGUUCUUUACUCUGUCUCGUAGUGUUCAUUUGUAUAUGGAUGUCUCUUUUACGCACCUGUUACGUUUUUUAUUAUUGUUUGGCAUACAUGGAAACUGUACGAGAUAAUGGAGUAUUUUUUUGCUUAAGGUUUCUUCUUUCAAUCCGAAGUUGUUCUUAAAAAAUUAUUUAUCAACGAUUUUGCACUUUUCACACCAAAUUUUGACGGAUGGGUGGGGGCCUUCUCAAGAGUUUCUAGUGGAGGAUUAGAUUCCCAACCUUAUCCAUCUUGUUGCACUCGUAGUGAAAUGACAAUCAGUCAAGGAUUAAAGUGGACUAAGUGAUAAAAGAAAACUUUACAUGGUGUACUUGAAAUGCUGGUGUCAUCUGUCUAAGUUCCUCUUUGAUUUUUCAGCCAGAAUGGAGCUACAGGGGGAGCGAGAUAUCUAAAAUGAUAUUAUAUUUUUUUGCGUCUCAAAUUUAUACUAAGCAUUAUAUCAUUGCUUACUACAAAAAGAUGACUUUUUUAGUGUCUAUUUCAACUCAUGUAAAUAUGGUAUUAAUUUCACAUUUGAUUAAUCAAUAAGUUAUCUAUUCCCGACUAACAGCUCUACAUUUUCUUUAUUAUGAUUCUCAGUUAUGAAAGUUUAUAAAUUUCAUUUGAUUUGUUUUGUACGUUGUAAAUAUUCAAUGCUGAAGUUAAUCUUGAACGAGAUUUUGUGUAGCACUGUAGAACAGUAAAGUCAUUGAUGAUGGAUACAGCCUUGCUAUUUGUGUAGUCUCAUUUGGCACGAAGGCAAUUAGUCCAUGACUUUGGCCUCCUUUUGGCUUUUAUAUAAGGUCUGUUGGAGGUUCUAGGUCGUAGGGAAAUAGUGUAAUUAGUUGAGGGUAUUUUAGGGGAUAGAGUAAAAUAAAUCUUGAAGCGGUUUCCGCCAUUCUCCCCUCUAUCCUUCGUUACGAGGUUUUUUCUCCAUUUCUAAGAAGGUCGCUAGGCCGUACUUCGUAAAUGGAAGGCCAACAACCGGUCUGUUCUAAUGCUAAGGUUGAAAGGCUCCAUAAAUUUUUAAAAAAGAAGUUUAGGCUCCAGUUGGGCCUCUGUUUCGUGGUUGAUGAUUGAAAUUCUCCCAGCUGCUCAACGCUGCAAAGUCCUGGUAGCUCUUGUGCUAAUAUCUUGGAUGUGUCUAGAGAUGACCAAUAUUUCCUUCUGUUUUUUCCCACCAUGCUACCAACAAACUUGGUGAAAGGAACUUCUCCACUGGUGACCAUCUGUGUAAAGUUUAGUUCGCUCCAUCUCUUCACAAAUAACCCCUUUAUUUCUCCUUUUACAUAUUUAUCUGUCGAUCUUGGUUAUUGAUAGCAUUUCCGUGUAAUAUCUUCUCUAGUCCUUGAUGACUUUCGGGGCUGCCUGUCUUCUUAAUCAAGUAUCCCUAGUUUAAUCCUCUGGGGUCGUCUUCUAGCUCGGGGGUUAUCUUUUCUUUGUGAUUUCUUUCCUAACCCUUCUAACUAGCUUCUGGUAUUCAUCCACCCCCGAUCAACACUUCUUGUGUUAUUAACCAGAAGACGGGCGAAUACUCUAUCGACUGGUUAGUCAGAAUCAAAAUGCAUUUGUCAAGGGAUGUCAAAUUCAGGAAUGUUUUCUGGUUAUUCUGGCAAAGGCCUAUGCCAGAUUGAGGUCGAACUGUCAUUUCAAGUGCUGAGUAUGAGCUUUGAUGAAAAAUGAAUAGGAUGGAUAUGAGGGAUAUGAUGGAUUCAGGCGUGUAACACCUUGGCUGAUUUUGAUGUUUCGGUGAUUGAGGAGCCUUUAACAUACGGUCAUAGUGUGAGAAGUCUUAGCCCGGGAGAUCUACUUUGUCUUUGUUAUCGAAAUACUAAGUAAAAUUUUUCCAAUGGCGGAAGUUGUGGGUUCAUUUAAGAGUAUUUUGGCCAUACGCUUGUCACAGGUUCAAAUUCAUAAUAGCUGAGCCUAUCACGUGCGUGAUCAUUUUUGUUGAUUUUAUUGGAUGCAAAAGGAUGAUGCUAGAUUUAAUCGGAUGUAUCUAGUGUUUGGGAAUAUGUUUCUAGCCAAAGAUGUGGUGGUGAUGGACAUCGAGAUUUUUCUUGGGAAUGGGUGCAAUGCAUUAUUUUGGAAGGAAAAGUGGGUGUUAGAAAUUUUCUUUUAAUGACGAACUUUGUAAGCACAUCUUAUUUCAAGACCUUAUACUUCAAUGUCGGUAUUUUUUUUUUUUUGACAGGAAAAGGAAGACGGUGGCCUAAAUUUAGGAGAAACUCGGAGAUGAGGUGAUUUAACAAUUAGAAGGCCUUCUGGGUAUAUUCAUGUAUGUCCAUUAUGAGAUCACGGGCAGACAUUAGAUACUGUAGAGGUGAAAAUUUGUUGUUAGUACGGUCAAGUUAUUACAUGAGAGCUGAUGCUGCUCUUAAGUCCCAUGUAGCGCACUGGAUGUCAAAGUUUCUUCUCUUUCACACGUGAAGAUAUUGGUGCAUGGAAUUUCGAUUCGAAACUUCCUACAUGAGAACCUUUUGUGCGCUUUAUGGAUAAUUUUUUAAUAUGCAUGCAGUCUUCGUGUAGAGGAAGGGAAAUUGUUGGUCAUUUUUUCUCCCAAGUGAUCUGGCGCCCCAUGCCUUCUAGUAGGUGUACAGUGGCGAUGCCCAAGUCAAAUUGAUGAGCUUGAGCUAAGAUAGAACUGAAACUGGACUCAAAAAGAGAAUCACAACAUUUUAUGUAUCAUCUUCAUGUAGUACCUAGAUGAUUUGGAUAGAGAGAAAUCAACAUGAUUUUGUAAAGAUAAUUUAUUCAGGUGCUAGGGUUUCUGCAUAUUUGAUGAGGUCGGAGUAUGGGUGAGAAGACUGUGUAUAGAGAACAGAAGAAUCAGAUAUUGUUUGGGAGAUUGGACUGUUUAACACUAUCUCCACCUUAUCAGUUACAAGCUUUUGGAUGUCGUGGACGCCUUUUGCAUGCUUGUGCCUUCUCCUUUCUUGAUUUUCCAGUGACUGUGUGGUGCCAUUAUUGUUAGUCACUAACUAGAUAGGCUUGUGAUCUGGCCAACUUAUUGUAGCAAUCUGCUUUCUUGGUGUAGUGAUCCUCUCAUUCGAUAGACGUAAGAAACUUGCCCAAACUUGAACAAUUUGGAGUCCUCCAUCAGAGGUAGACCAUGCAAACUAGGACUUGAGCUUGCCUACAUCAGUUGAAGGUGCCUUAUAAGAAAAUUUUGUGACUUCAACUUUCCAUCAUAUCUGCUGGAGCUACCUUUUUUCAGCGUGCAUAAGAGCAUGUAAUCCACCACAGUGAGGAGCCAAAUAGCCUAGGUUUCUUCUUCCUAUUUUGUUGCCAUGAUCUGUCGAAUCCCAUCCACGUUCCCUUUUCUAUUCGUAAUGAAGAUACUUAUGCAUCAUUCUACUUGUCUCCAUCUCCCCUCCAUCUGGUGCGAAGUUUGGGAUUGCUUUCCAUUGUCUUAUGAAAGGUAGCGUGCCUAGUGUCUGUGCAUUCCCACUUCUCAUGUCUUUUUCUUCAGUCUUGGCAUCUCACUAUGUUCCAACAGUUGUCUUGUGAAUGAGUACUAAAAAAAUCUGAAACACCUUAGUCCUGCCUUGUCCAAGUAUUUAUCCAGUUAUAAAAUCGCAACCGAAUCCUGUUUUCUUUGUAUCAGGGAGCUCCUGAUGACGUCACUGGGAUCCUUUUUAUCCUUCAUAUGGUGUCCACUCCCACUCUCCUCGUAGUCACCUCCAUCCACCUCAGAGAUAUCAAGAACAAACUUCUAGUCUCCCCGGCUGUGCCCAAUGCUUCUAGCUUUUUGAAGGUUUCUCUUUCCCAGGCUUCCAUUGCAGCUACUCACAAUAUUUUCUAUACUAUUUAGUGCGUGAGAACUUUUGUUCCUGGAUCCUUUCUUAUGGUGGUUUCUAUGCUGUUGGAUAUAGUUCUGGGUUUCCAAAGGAUAGGUAAAUUAGUAUAGAGAUCGAUAUAGUUCUCUCCUACCUUAUUAUGUGCUCUAUCUUGACAAGAUAAGAUGAAUUUGGAAAGUAUCCAUUUCCCUCCGCAUGCUUCUAAUGUUUGUGCUGUCAGGGAGUCAAAUGAUCUGAGUAUAUUACUUGGGUCUGAAGGGCACUAUCAUAAUUCUACGAUUGGGUACACACUAUGUCACUAACAACCAAACUUUUCCAAACUUUAUCCAUUUCUUCUGGAGCUGUACAUGUGAAUGUAACUUGUCAGAAGGCAGGUAUGAAGGUAUCCCCAGCUGACAUUGUCGAAGCAUCACUUGUAAUUGCGAAGUUAUAAAAAAUUCAUGGAUGGCGUUUGCUGAAACUUUCUUCUGUGGCAUUGAUACUUGUCAUGGCAGGAGUAUGGCAAACCCGUUUCGGUUUCUUCUUUUAGGUUAUCCUGAAAUUUUUUACCUGAGAUAUUGGCUAUGCGAAGACUAGAUUCACUCUAGAACUCUAUACUUUUAUUUUACGGUCAUUGCUAUGCCUGCCAUACCAACUGAUUUCCAGUUCUUUGAAUUCUUUGUAGUCUUUUUGGGAUUUUCAAGCGUUUGAUGGGUCGGUCUUUAUAACAUCAACGUGAAAAAUUGUAAUUUUGCAUGAUAAAAACCAUCAGAUAUUGUCCAUGACUGACGCUACUUCAGCAGUUUAAGUUUAAUCUGAUUUACGUGUUCUCAGUAAAUCAUCAAUUGAUUAAUGACUCUUACAGACUCUCCACUUUACCUGUUUUAUAUUAUUUUGCAGCAGUAUACUUUUUUAUUAAUUGCUAAUCUUUUUUGCAGUUUUCUUUACGUACAUACAAAGGAUUUUCAGAAACAUUUUCAACCACGCGGAACAAAUAUCCCAGGUUACAUACUUAGUUCACUUUUCCGUUUUCUUGUUUCCUAUUAGCCUUGCAGAUUAGAUUAUGGAAAUAAUUUAAUAUGAAUUUCUAUAAGUUAUCUUAUUUCGAUGACACAUAUUUCCAGACUGUUCGGUAAUAUCCAUAUUCUAGCUACCUUCUGUGAUGUUGAAGACUGUGCAGGUCAAUACUUGAUAAAUUUGAUAAAUCAAUUUUAAGAUGAAGAAGCAAUAUGAAAUACUGGUGGCCUUAGCUGUAUGAAAUAAUACGAGGUAUUAUUCAGCAAAAUACCUCGUCACUCUGUCCAGUGGAUGAUCCGUUUUGUUCUUCAUCAUCACCUUAUGGAUAAAUCUCGACUACCUUUCCUUGGUGUGCUUAGUUUCAGGCAAAAUAGAAGAUUAUCUAAUUUAAUAUCAUGGCUUGGUGACCUAUUAUCUACUCGUAUGCUUUAUGUGGAUAAAAUCUGAGUUCAAUGUGGAAAACUACUGUUGGUGUGGACGGCAUGGAAGGAAUGCAAGUAGGCUGGAGAAACGUAACCCGCACACAGCUUCAAUUUGGAGAUGACAUCAUAUUGUUUGAAAAUAUAACAGAAAAUUAAAAUUUAAAGUGGAUACGCAUGCCUUGGAAUCCUAGUGAUAUUGAAUUUCGGCAUUACAUGCUCAAUCAGAUAGGAUUUCAACAAUAUAGAAUGCUUAAACAUUCUUCUGUGCUGGGUUGUAAGUCAGGGAGCUCCUUAUUAAAUACUAGGCCUCCCUUUUUCUUUGUGUAGAAUAAGAAUUCGCGCAGGGAGGAAAAACUGCUUUGGAAUUGGACUAAAGAUUAGUGGGUUGAUAGGCCAAGGUUCUCUCACUGGGCAUAGAGGUUCUCUGUUGGCGAACAUUGCUCAGUUUGGCAUUUUACAAAUGCCCACAAUGUUGCACACCAUGUAGCUUAUUCUGAGAAAUUAUGUUUCUCGCCUGUGGUAAAUAUUCUGAUACAGUUUUUACGGUGACUGCAUUUUUGACGUACGAUCUGUCCAUGCUUUCUCAACCGAAUUAAAUGGCAUUUUUCUAGAAACAUCUUACUCUUAAAUUGCCUGCUUGUUUUGGUAGUCCUUCUAAACUUUGCACUAAUUACUGCCAUUAUGACGUGACAGGCAAUGAUUGUCCGAGGUUUCCGUGGUGACUGCAGUUCACAUAAGAUAUAUUUACAUCCCUCCCCUUCUCUUGGGAUGGUGGAUAUUUUUUCAUUGCUUUUCCUUGGGGGUCUCAUAGCAAUCACUGUGCUGUCUGAAUCAUUUCUGGUGUGA
Spirodela intermedia is the source of this 11755-nucleotide messenger RNA. The record is from the annotation of a GenBank genome assembly. NCBI's taxonomy places the organism in Eukaryota, Viridiplantae, Streptophyta, Magnoliopsida, Alismatales, Araceae.